AGGAGGGCGGGGCGGGCGCCCUCGGGUCAGUCUCGGCCUCCGGCACCGGCCGCGCAGCUGGAGGCGGCGGAGCGGAAGCCCCGGCCAUGGCGGCGAUCCGGAAGAAGCUGGUGAUCGUGGGGGAUGGGGCCUGUGGAAAGACCUGCCUCCUCAUCGUCUUCAGCAAGGACCAGUUUCCAGAGGUCUACGUCCCCACCGUCUUUGAGAACUACAUCGCUGACAUCGAGGUGGACGGCAAGCAGGUGGAGCUGGCUCUAUGGGAUACAGCUGGACAGGAAGACUAUGAUCGCCUGCGGCCUCUCUCCUACCCUGACACGGACGUCAUCCUCAUGUGCUUCUCCAUCGACAGCCCCGACAGCCUAGAAAACAUUCCUGAGAAGUGGACCCCGGAGGUGAAGCACUUCUGUCCCAAUGUGCCCAUCAUCCUCGUGGGGAAUAAGAAGGACCUGAGACAGGAUGAGCACACCAGGCGAGAGCUGGCCAAGAUGAAGCAGGAGCCUGUUCGGUCCGAAGAAGGCCGGGACAUGGCGAAUCGCAUCAGCGCCUUUGGCUACCUCGAGUGCUCAGCUAAGACCAAGGAGGGGGUGCGGGAGGUCUUCGAGAUGGCCACUCGUGCUGGCCUGCAGGUCCGCAAGAACAAGCGCCGGAAGGGCUGUCCCAUUCUCUGAAAUCCCCUCCACCUUCCCCUUAGGCCUCCCCCGCUUGCCUUUCCUCCCCUCACCCCUCACCCUCCUGGAACUCCCAUUGCUGAAGGCUCCCGUCUCAGAUCCUUCUGCCCAGGACUGCAUCUAAAGUUGCCCCACCACCAGGUGGCCAUGAGAGGCCUUCCCUCCCAGCCUGCUGGGAACACAGGCCUGCCUGUGCCUGUCCUUCUCUGGGCGGAGUGCCUCCUGCUCCCGCUGCUGUGCCACCUUGUCCAAGGAACUGCUGCCUUUGGCCUUCUUCAGAGGACGGUCACACACCAGCACUUUAGACACUUCUGGCUCCCAGGAAUGUGUCUGGGGGAGAGAAAUGGGAUUUCUGCUUGGGUCAGGGGCCUCAUCUCGUACUUGGGGAGGGGCAUGAAUAAAAGGCCACAGGCUUCAA
Ochotona curzoniae (black-lipped pika) is the source of this 1086-nucleotide messenger RNA. RefSeq names its product ras homolog family member C (gene RHOC). Bases 87 to 668 code for a protein of 193 amino acids. Gene Ontology annotation, cellular component: neuron projection. Lineage: Eukaryota; Metazoa; Chordata; Mammalia; Lagomorpha; Ochotonidae. The transcript is spliced from 5 exons. Gene Ontology annotation, molecular function: GTP binding; GTPase activity. The record is from RefSeq and is a predicted model, not a curated record. Gene Ontology annotation, biological process: small GTPase-mediated signal transduction.